AUGGCAAACGGAGCUCUUCCACAGACUCUCAAGUCUAUCACUGCCACAAAAAUCAGUGAACUCUCAAAGCAACGCGCUCUAUUUGAUCUGCGCAAAACCGAAAUUCUCGCAGUUGCCAAGGCAGCCCCAGACCUGCGCACCCAUGCUCAGGCUUUGCUGGAUGGAAUAUCACGCCUCAAGGGAUUCCGCAAGGAUUCACUCGACAAAGAUGACGUAGAUUUAGAUGCUGAUUCCUUUGAUGAGGAAUCAGAAGACAAACUCACUUCACGAGGAGUCGGUCGGUUGCAACCAGAAGAUCAUACCAACAUCCGUCGCUUUCUUCUACAAAGUCGCCACGACCCUUCCAUCUCCCAGGCAGCUCUACAGGAUCGUAUCGAUCAGCUUGAAAAGGAGCUGCGGUAUCUUGAGAUAAAGCACGAGCACGGUGCUUUCUACAGCAAUUUGGUCAAAGAGUGGUUGUCGGAAUUGGAUGGAAGCAUUACUUCCACUGCGAAUGAAUCCCAAGCCACUGAAUCCGACCCAACCUUCGAAAAAGUUGGGCGGGCAGAAAUGCACGAGCAACGCGCGACUUGGGAGUCCUUGGUUUUUAAUGCUGCGACCCAUGUCAACGAAGACGCAAUCCGGUCCUACCUCAAUGGUCUUUUCACCCAAACCAAGCUUUCUCAACAGGCACUCAAGGAUCUUCGAUCGAAUAUCCAAUCGUUUGGCACAUAUCUGAUCUCAAAGGGCGAGUGGCUCGAUGUCGACGAACUCAAAUGGGUCUCUGCUGCACUGCUUAAGAGCGACAUCCUCAGUGAUGAAAAGACAACCGUUUUGAAAGAGUUCAUGCGGAACGCCGAGGUUGCCCAGGAGGUGGCAGAUGUGCUCAACAUGCGCAUUGCCUCGCUCGAGAGCUGGACAUGGACGGGAGACGCCGAUGGCAUUUCGCUUGAAAUGCGCCGUCAGCUCAACGGUAAAUACCGGAUUUUCAUGGAUGAAGACCUUCUUGAUGCCCUUCUGCUACAGUAUAUCGGGACAAAAUGGGCUGUCAAGCUUCGGGAGGUAUUUGAGACAUUCCUACGUUCCAACGCUUGGAAGACCUUGCAGGAAGAUAUCCCCGAAGAGCACAAGGAAAUGCGCAAGUACUUCCUUGGCCGAGAAGCCAACUCAGACUCCGGCAAGAUCAAUGAGAUUCGAUGGAAGACAUACACCGACCAAUAUUUCAUGAGUCAACUCCCAGGUUCAACCGAUGAAGGCGUACGGGAAUACGAUGCCGCAGAGUCCGACACAAAGAACGUCCUGGAUGCAAAGCAUUCCCUUCUACACCUCCUGAUCACAGAGUCUAUCAUCCAUAAGCAUCAGCACGGAGACUUUACUGCAGUCCGGUCGGACUUUGAGUGGUUUGGCCCUUCAAUGCCCCAUGCCACCAUGCUCACCGUGCUCAAGUUCUUUGGGGUCUCCGAGCUGUGGAUCAAGUUUUUCGCAGUGUUUUUGGAAGCUCCACUCAAAUUUGACCAAGAUGGAGCUGAUGCCUCUGUUCAAAUCCGCAAGCGUGGCAUUCCAAUGAGUCAUACGCUCGGUGACUGCUUCGGAGAAGCCGUUCUCUUCUGUAUGGACUAUGCAGUCAAUCAGGCUACCGAUGGCGCCUUCCUGUACCGGCUUCAUGAUGACUUUUGGUUCUGGGGCGCAGAGAACACUUGCAUCAAGGCAUGGCAGGCAAUGGAGCAGUUUAGCCAGGUAAUGGGUCUGAGGUUUAACGCGGAGAAGACUGGAACUGUGCAGAUGGGCUUGAAUGACACCCCAAAGGAAUCUGCCCUUCCCACUGGUGACAUCCGGUGGGGUUUCCUGGUUCUGGAUGCGAAGAAAGAAAGGUUCAUAAUCGACCAGGCCCAGGUUGACCAGCAUAUCGAAGAGCUUCAACGACAACUUUCAUCCUGCAAAAGUGUGUUCGCUUGGGUACAGGCAUGGAACAGCUAUUUCGGCCGCUUCUUUACAAACAACUUUGCAAAGCCAGCCACUUGCUUCGGUAGGGACCAUAUUGACAUGGCAAUUGCUACCCUGAGUCGCAUCGAACGCACACUCUUCAACAAAAGCUCAGGUGAUAAAAGUCCAUCUGAUCAAAUCAGCGGUGUCACCGACCAUCUACGCACCGUGAUCGCAGAGCGAUUCGAUAUCCACGAUCUCCCUGAUGGAUUCUUCUAUUAUCCCAUUGAACUCGGCGGCUUGGGUCUUCUCAAUCCCUUUAUUACACUACUCGCCAUGCGUGAAAACAUCAAACAGACCCCCCGCAAGCUACUGCACAAGGCCUCUCUGAGUGAUGAGAAAGAAUAUGAGGCAGCGAAGGAAAAUUUCAAAAAGCACGGCUCUGAUGUUGGCAGCCAAUUUUUGAGCAAAUGGGGCGGUGAAUCCAAGUCAUUCAUGUCCCUGGAAGAGUACAACAUGUAUGCGGAAACAUUCAGUCCUUCUCUUGUGGAUGUGUACACGAAACUCACUGAGGUGCCGAGUGAGACGAGCCUGGCUCUGAGUUCGAGCUUUGAAAGGGAGCAAAAUUCCCUUGAUCACAGAUCCUCUAAGGACUCCAUCAAUGCUUACUGGGAAACAAUGACGCCGUACUGGAGAUGGGUGGCGGAGUUGUAUCAUGAAGGGAUGGUUCGUAAUUACGGUAGCCUGGCUGCUGUGAAUCGCGAGUUUAUGCCUCUUGGUGUCGUGAAGACCCUGCGGGAGGGUAAAUUCAGAUGGCAGGGCUAA
Messenger RNA from Penicillium verrucosum, 2727 nucleotides. RefSeq lists its product as uncharacterized. The transcript has a single exon. The record is from RefSeq and is a predicted model, not a curated record. NCBI's taxonomy places the organism in Eukaryota, Fungi, Ascomycota, Eurotiomycetes, Eurotiales, Aspergillaceae. Bases 1 to 2727 code for a protein of 908 amino acids.